Molecule: messenger RNA, 2082 nt
Organism: Penicillium riverlandense
Lineage: Eukaryota; Fungi; Ascomycota; Eurotiomycetes; Eurotiales; Aspergillaceae
Exons: 3
Coding region: 1-2082 (693 amino acids)
Biological process (GO): regulation of DNA-templated transcription; DNA-templated transcription
Molecular function (GO): DNA binding; zinc ion binding; DNA-binding transcription factor activity, RNA polymerase II-specific
Source: RefSeq, a predicted model, not a curated record
AUGUCAAAGGCAUCACCAAACCCCGAGCAGGGCACGCUUGACACGCCCUCGGGUCCAUCAUCGCAGUCGCAAAGAGUACUUGCAUGCGUGCUCUGCCAGCAGCGCAAGGUGAAGUGUGAUCGCAAGUUCCCGUGUGCAAAUUGCAUCAGAUUUCGGGUGCAAUGUGUACCUGCAACGUUGGCUCCGCGUCAGCGAAAACGCAGAUUCCCUGAACGAGAAUUAUUGAAGCGUAUCCGCAUGUACGAAGUCUUGCUACGACAAAAUAAUGUCCAGUUUGAGCCUCUUCACCCGAACGAGUCGAAGGCGGAGGCCCACUUUGGUCCAAACGAGGAGCAAGCAGAAUCCGCAAGGACGGAUCAGUCGUCUUCGUCGACAUCCGGAAAGCACGAAGAAGUAAACGAGAUCAAACAGCAUCCAGACGCAGAAGAUGAGGACGAUGGCUCAUCUAGCGACGUGAAUGAGGUUGGAGUCAAGAAGGUGUGGGAUCAGCUCUUUACAGACGAUAACCUUCUUCUUGGCUCGCGCAAGACACUUGCCGAGCUGUCAACUCUGCACCCGGAUCCUGUACAGAUAUUUCGGCUCUGGCAGAUUUAUCUCAACAAUGUCGACCCAUUACUCAAGGUCACGCACACUCCAAGCCUACAGCCGCGGCUCAUCGAAGCUGCGAGUAACAUGACAAACAUAAGCCCAACCCUGGAGCCGCUCAUGUUCAGCAUAUAUUCCAUGGCUGUUACGAGCCUCGCAACGGACGAAUGCCAGACCACCUUUGGUUCAACAAAGGAAGACCUUUUGACAAAGUACCAGUUUGGUUGCCAGCAAGCGCUCAUGAACUGUGGAUAUUUGCGAACUGGCGAUCGCGAAUGUCUAACGGCAUUCUACCUCUUCUUGAUCUCCAUCGGACCCGGCACAGAUCCUCGUUCUUUAUCGUCUCUUCUUGGCGUCGCAAUGCGUAUUGCGCAGCGGAUAGGAAUCCACAGCGAGUCGGCCUCUGCCAAAUGCAGCGUCCUCGAAGCGGAAAUGCGCCGCAGACUCUGGUGGUCGCUCAAGAUUUUCGAUAGUCGAAUCGGUGAACUAGCUGACCACAAGACUAUUGUCCUGGACCCUGCCUGGGACUGCAAAAUUCCUCGCAACGUGAAUGACUCUGACAUGCGAGCAGGGAUGAAAGAGCCGCCGCCAGUUCAAGGCGUCUCGAGCGAGGCACUUUUUGCCGUUGUGCGCGGUGAGCUUGGCGAGUUCGUCCGCCACUCCAAAGCCUACCUUGGUUUUACCAACCCGUCUUUGAAAUAUUUCUUAUCGGAAACUGCUCCUGAAGACGGUGAGAUGGCCACUCUGCAGAAGAUGGUCGAGGAAAAAUAUCUCAGGCUCUGCAACCCGGAGAACCCACUGCACUUCAUGACCAUCUGGUCGACUCGGCUUUUUAUUGCUAAAUACUCCCUUAUCGAACACUAUUGGAAGUACUCCGGCUCGUACGGAGACCGAACAGCAGCGCAGCGCGACAGAGCUAUUGGUUAUGCACUCGCCAUGCUUGAAAGUGAUACUAAGAUACUAGCAUCACCUCUCACCAAGGGAUUCCUGUGGAUAGUUCAUUUUUACUUCCCAUUGCCAGCAUACAUUCAUAUUCUCCAGGAUCUUAGACGGCGACCAUCAUCCAAGCUUGCUGACAAGGCCUGGGAAGCCAUGAGCGAUAACUAUGACGUUCGCGUCAUUACUCACGAAAAGGCCGAGAGCCCGAUUUACGAUAUAUUUGUCAAACUGGUCCUUCCGGCAUGGGAAGCUCGCGAGGCAACACUCAAUGCAACCCCGAUACCGCCCCGAAUUGUAUCGUAUGUCCGAGAGGUCGUGGCGCAAAAGGAGCAGAGUACACAGGCCGGGGGCAUUGAACAUAUGAAUAUUGGCCUCGACGAUUUGAACAUACCUACGCCAAUGCCGAUGUCCAUGCCGAUGGGGUUGGGCAAUUAUGGGUUGCUGUAUGGUGCAGGAGGGCAAGAUAGCUCUACAGGAACAAGCUUUGAUCCCGGACCGUUUAAUCAGUUUGACUGGGCAGCAAUGGACUGGGACUUGGCUGGGCGUCCUGCGUGGUGA